Molecule: messenger RNA, 2454 nt
Organism: Aspergillus oryzae RIB40
Lineage: Eukaryota; Fungi; Ascomycota; Eurotiomycetes; Eurotiales; Aspergillaceae
Exons: 14
Coding region: 1-2454 (817 amino acids)
Biological process (GO): microtubule cytoskeleton organization; mitotic cell cycle
Cellular component (GO): cytoplasm; microtubule
Molecular function (GO): GTP binding; GTPase activity; structural constituent of cytoskeleton
Source: RefSeq, a predicted model, not a curated record
AUGAAGGUCUUCACAGAGGCUAUAAUCGCCAACCACAACCAGCUCUCCGGCAUCAAACGAUACGAAACGCCAGACUUGGAGAGGUGGGUAGGAAAUUAUGAUUGCUUAAUGGAAAUCCCAAGUUAUAUUGGGAGUAGGGCCAUGAGAGGCUAUAUCGAAGACCCCGAUGUCAAGUUUAUCGUGACGGAGCGAUCGCCGGAAAAAUGGGUGAGGUCGAUCGAUAAUACUAUUGGUGAAGCUGUAAAGGCAGCUCAUAAGUUCCCAUUGAAUAUCCUGAAACGGUUUGACUCGGAGCUGGGUCAUUUCCUUCAUCUCGCCACGGUAAUGUACUGGGCUUAUGCGGAUGGAGCGAACCCAGGGGAUGCCGACAGUGAAGCCGCUCUCUACCAGAACUACGUUGAAUAUAUCCGUACUAUGAAGGGCACACUGCCGAAGGAUAGGCUUCUAGUGGUGAAGCUUGAGGAGGGUCUAGGCUGGGAACAGAUCUGUCCAUUCUUAGACCUGCCGAUCCCCGAGGAAAAAUAUCCUCGCGGCAACGAGCCUGACAAGUUCCAUCGUAUUGUUGCGGACUAUAUGGAACCCAGAGUGAAGGCAGCUAUGCUUAACCUUGGUGCAAUGGUCCUUGCAACGGCCGGAGUAGCUGGAUAUUUGGGUUGGAGCGAUCCAGUUAGUGGAGUCACCUCUAAUGAAAGGUUGGAGAUUCAAUACUUAAAAUCACUUAAAGUUGUCUCCGUCGAUGACGUGAUUUUGCUUAAUUUGUGCUCAUCAGGGACCACGCACGCUAUGAUAUACGUGUGGGGCGAGGAAUAUUUGAGGAGAGUCAAAGGCCCGAGUCUAUGUGAGGAUGAUCGGCCAGGAGAGCCAGAUGACUCGCAUUGGCCAGGGAUCUAUGACAACUCCUUAAUCUGCAGCAGACACCCUGUUAUUUCAGACCGCAAGCAAUCGGUACGCACCAUGUCUAAUGACAAGCUCAAGAGUCUCCCAUCUAACCAUGCGCUGGUAUGUUGGUCACGUGAUGAAAAUACGAAUCAGAUUGCGCGAGUCGACGAUUCGUAUUUCUUGCUUUUCUCUUGCUCUGCCCUCUUGAUCUCCUGCUCAAGAGCUCUUGAUAUAUGCAAUCCAGACAAAGCUGGUCUCAGCAUGCGUGAAAUUGUAGGACCCCUAUGGCCGGAAUUCUUCCAUAAAGAAAAUGUGUACGUCACAACAUUCCAAGGUAAUAACAUCGGCUCUGCAUUCUGGGAGGCUAUCACGGAUGAACAUGGACUGGACACUUCGGGCAAAUUUACUGGUUCAGACUACCAACGUGAAAAACUGGAUGUCUACUUUUCUGAGGUCAUCACCGAACCUCAGAAUUAUGUUCCUCGUGCAAUAUUGCUUGAUUCGAAAAGUGAUACUAGAGAUAGAAUCUGUACCGGCCCUCUUCGCACUUUCUUUCACCGUCGCAACCUUCUCUUCAAAGGGUAUGGUGCCGGCCAGUGCUGGGCAGUAGGGUAUCACACUGCAGGCGCCGAACUCAUCGACGAAGCCAUGGAUAUGGUACGUCGCGAGGCUGAGGAAUGUGAAUGUCUGCAAGGCUUUCAGAUCGUUCACUCACUCGGUGGAGGAACUGGAGGUGGUAUGGGCUCCCUCUUGAUCUCAAGGUUGCGCGAUGAAUAUCCCGACAGAGUGAUCGCAACUUUCUCUAUAUUUCCUUCGCGGGUACCCGAUGUUGUUGUCAAGCCCUACAAUGUAACGUUGUCAAUGAAUCGGCUGAUAGAAGACUCUGAUGCAACAUUCUGCAUCGACAACCAGGCUCUUGUGGAUACCUGCACAGGAACCCUUGGACAGUGCAAUCCUUCUCAUGAAAACCUGAUUCGCUUCAUGGCACAGGCUAUGUCCGGUGUCACGGCUUGUUUUCGUUUCCCGGGGCAGCUCAAUUCGGAUCUGCGCAAGCUAACAACAACUAUGGUGCCGCUUUCUCGCCUACACUUCUUCACGCUUGGAGUAUCCCCUCUCUCCCGCCAAACCUCGGAGUCCUCCAGUGUCCCGAGAAUCACUCAGAAAUUGUUCAGUUCGGACAGCAUAGCGGCUUCUGUGGACCACCGCAUAAGCCGCUCCCUCUCAUGCUUGACCAUUUUCCGCGGUAAGGUAUCCAUCGCUGAGAUAGAAGCGCAACUGGACAAUCUGCGGAACAAGCGCUCUCCUGAUUAUAUAGAAUGGGUUCCCAAUGACAUCCGGUGUACUGCUUAUUUACCUCAUGACUACGAUAUGUCAGGCACUCUCUUGAUCAACUCGACGUCUAUCCAAAAAAUGUUUAGUCAUGUCAGCGAGCAGUUUUCGGCUUUGUACCGGCGCAAGGCCUAUAUCAAUCCUUAUACCUGGAAUGGGGUGGAUGAGAUGGAUUUUGUGGAGGCCGAGUCGAACAUGAAUGAUCUGAUCGAAGAAUACCGGGAGCACCAGGACGGCCCUAUUUGA